Messenger RNA from Geodia barretti, 1068 nucleotides. Lineage: Eukaryota; Metazoa; Porifera; Demospongiae; Tetractinellida; Geodiidae. The record is from the annotation of a GenBank genome assembly.
UCUCAUUGAUUCCCGGCAGACUCUGCGUUGACUCCAAGGCCAACUGGCCAGUUCUAAAAGAGGUAACGUGAAGAAGUGUCUCUUGUUUGCUCGAACCCUCCCCUCCCUCUUUAGGUUUUUGGUCAGUUCUCAGACAAAGAUAUAGAAGGAAUCAUUCACAUUUUCCCCCUCCCGUAAGGGUGCACCCUUUUCUCUCCUCUCUCUCUUUCAGGUGGCAAAUUUAAGGAAUAAGAAGGAAAAUAUAUAAUAGAAACACCCAGGAAAGAAUCGAACUCUGAUUCUAUGCCAUCAACUGCACGCACACCAUGCACACUAUUCUUACCCUCUUUGCCACAGGAAGUGCUUUACCUUAUGUAGACAUUUCUCUGUCUGUGUGACUGAGUCUGCACUACAUCAGUCAUGGCUAGUUGUGCCCCUCUCUCCUCAGUUACCAUCACAACGCCUACUUCAUGCAGCAGGCCUCAGUGGUAGUGAGACAGACUGACCCCAGUCAGUUCGUCAAGAUGAUGGAACUUAUCUUCCAACAACAAGACAUGUUCCUGACUGGAGCUGUGAACAUGACAGAGCCACAGGUCCAGAAGAUGAUAGCAGAAUCGCUAAGUCAAAACUUGCCUGUGGACUACAACAGGGUAAUGGAGGGGUUCACUGAUGAAGUGGUGACCAGAGAAGCCCGCUAUGCCUGGAAGUAUGCUGCGUCUCGUGCGGUGACUGGCACCCCACAGUUUCUGGUGAAUGGAGUACACGUUCCGUCGGCUCCCAAUUACUCCGUCCUCGAGUGGUUUCAGUUUAUCAGUUCUCUCCUAGACACUCCUUACUGAUUACCUCAUUGUUAUUACCCCUUGGUUGAUGAUUUGGUUUGUAUAGCUUUUUGUGUGGAUUUUUCAAAUGUUUUUUUAAAAACGAAAUGUGAAAUUGGUGCGGGGAUAGGUAAAAUGAUUGUGAUGUGACUAGAGACUAUGGUGAAGGAGGAAAGAGCUGAUGGCAGUGGAUGAUGCGCCUGAGGUGAAAAAAAGAAAAAAAAACGCUGAGACAAGGAUUCGAACUCGGACACCUUAACUAGAAGUGCAC